Corticium candelabrum is the source of this 1215-nucleotide messenger RNA. Its product is annotated as phospholipid-transporting ATPase IA-like. The coding region runs from base 1 to 1215 and encodes 404 amino acids. Gene Ontology annotation, molecular function: ATPase-coupled intramembrane lipid carrier activity. Gene Ontology annotation, cellular component: plasma membrane. Lineage: Eukaryota; Metazoa; Porifera; Homoscleromorpha; Homosclerophorida; Plakinidae. The record is from RefSeq and is a predicted model, not a curated record. The transcript has 12 exons. Gene Ontology annotation, biological process: phospholipid translocation.
AUGUGUGAAAUGGACGACGUUCUAGUUUCAGGAGUCGAUUGCCAAGAACACGAUCUAAAACUGAUGGCGGUUUUGGAUAGAUUACAAGCUGAAGGAGUAAUGCUAAACAAAGAAAAAUGUCUUGCAUACAAUUACGUUUUGAUCGUUGUUGUUGUCACACUCCGUCGAUGUCACAGCACACCUGCAAGCAAGAAGAGACUCGCUAGAAAUCUCGAAAACGGGGUAACGUUUUCUCAAUGUCUUAGAAACUGUACAAUGCUUAGAACUAUGCACAGCACUGCCAAGUAUAGCCUUGUCACCUUCUUGCCAAAAUUUCUUUUUGAGCAGUUUCAGCGAUACUCUAAUGUUUUCUUUCUGUUCAUUUCGAUUCUGCAGCAAAUUCCAGGGGUAUCUCCAACUGGUCGCUGGAAUACUCUUUUUCCACUAUUCAUUGUGUUGUUCGCCACUGCUCUGAAGGAGAUAGUAGAGGAUUGGAAGCGACACCAAGCAGAUCAUCAAAUCAAUGAUCGUUGUGUUCGAGUAUGGUGGAAUGGUACAUUUCUAAUGUUGAAAUGGGCACAGGUAAAGGUUGGCAACAUUGUGAAAGUUGUCAGUGGUGAAUUCUUUCCUGCAGACUUGCUUCUUUUGUCAUCGAGUGAACCGAAUGCUAUUUGCUACAUUGAAACAGCUAACUUGGAUGGUGAAACUAAUCUGAAAAUACGACAAGGUCUUGCACAAACAAAAUACUUGACAUCAACAAGUGACAUACUGUCUCUUCAGGGAUCUAUUAAUUGUGAACAUCCAAAUAAUAAAUUAUAUGAAUUUGUUGGCAACAUCAUCUUGAAGGAACAGGCUGCUGCUCCACUUGGUCCUAGUAACUUGCUUCUAAGAGGUGCACAACUGAAGAACACUCAGUGGAUUUAUGACUACCAGAUGGGAUAUUUUGUAGUGCAUGCUCUGAAUCUACAUAUAGUACCAGAAAUAGUAACUGAUCAGUUUUAUCAAUCGACCAUUGAUUAUGUGGAAAAUAUUGCUAAUUUGCUGGUGCAGAGUAUUUACGUUGACAUUUCAUAUACCCUAAUAUUAUUGUGUAAAGAAUGCUUCAACAUGCAUAACUUUCCGACAGACUCCAGUCUCAGCAAGUGCCUCUCAUGUCCCCAAGGUGGGGAUGUCAUGCAGUCUGAACUCCUUCGUCCUGAAUCCAAAACAAAAAUUUUGAACCUUGUUACAGAAUGA